This is a messenger RNA of Populus nigra (black poplar), 1202 nucleotides long. Its product is annotated as aquaporin PIP2-1-like. The transcript is spliced from 4 exons. NCBI's taxonomy places the organism in Eukaryota, Viridiplantae, Streptophyta, Magnoliopsida, Malpighiales, Salicaceae. Gene Ontology annotation, molecular function: water channel activity. Gene Ontology annotation, cellular component: plasma membrane. Bases 83 to 940 code for a protein of 285 amino acids. The record is from RefSeq and is a predicted model, not a curated record. Gene Ontology annotation, biological process: transmembrane transport.
UUCUCCUCGCUUCCACCAUAACACUCACCAACCAAAACUCUUUAGCUUUGUCUCUCCAAACUCUCAUAAAGGAGCCGCAGCUAUGGGCAAGGACAUUGAAGUUGGAGGCGAAUUCAUUGCCAAGGACUAUCAUGACCCUCCACCAGCACCAUUGAUUGAUGCCGAGGAGCUCACCCAGUGGUCUUUGUAUAGGGCUAUCAUUGCCGAGUUCAUUGCCACGCUCUUGUUUCUCUACAUCACUGUGUUGACUGUGAUAGGUUACAAGAGCCAGACCGACACGACCAAGAACAGUGAUGGAUGUGGUGGGGUUGGCAUUCUUGGCAUCGCUUGGGCCUUUGGUGGCAUGAUCUUUGUUCUUGUCUACUGCACUGCUGGUAUCUCAGGUGGACACAUUAACCCGGCUGUGACUUUCGGUUUGUUCUUGGCUAGGAAGGUGUCCCUGGUGCGUGCCAUUCUAUACAUGGUGGCUCAGUGCCUGGGGGCCAUAUGUGGAUGUGGACUCGUGAAAGCUUUCCAAAAGUCGUAUUACACAAACUACGGUGGUGGAGCCAAUGAACUUGCUACUGGAUUCAGCAAGGGCACUGGAUUAGGUGCUGAGAUCAUCGGUACCUUUGUUCUCGUCUACACUGUCUUCUCUGCUACUGACCCAAAGAGGAACGCAAGGGACUCCCAUGUUCCUGUGUUGGCACCACUUCCCAUCGGAUUUGCUGUCUUCAUGGUUCACCUGGCCACUAUUCCAAUCACUGGAACUGGUAUCAACCCAGCUAGGAGCUUUGGAGCUGCAGUGAUAUACAACAAAGACAAGGCAUGGGAUGACCAUUGGAUCUUCUGGGUCGGGCCUUUCAUUGGGGCCGCAAUUGCUGCAUUGUAUCACCAAUACGUCCUGAGAGCAGCAGCUGUUAAAGCCCUUGGGUCCUUCAGGAGCUCUUCCAACAUUUAAUAUUAAAGACCGUAUAAUAUAUGGUCACUGAAAUACUUCCAUCAAGUUAUUGAAUGGUGUAACGCAAAGAUUUAAGUAGUCCAAAAGGGCUUGGAACUGGGGAAUGUGUACAUUAUGCAGUCGUUGUCAAGAUGUCUAUAUUGGGUCACGGUCGUGUGCGUAUUGGGCACUUGUUUUGUUUGUGCUCGAACGUUUUCAUCUUGUCUGUCUUUUAAUUUCUCCCUAUCUCAUAAUCAACUGGUGCUGCAUCUUGCUUGUCUUA